Molecule: messenger RNA, 243 nt
Organism: Soboliphyme baturini
Lineage: Eukaryota; Metazoa; Nematoda; Enoplea; Dioctophymatida; Soboliphymatidae
Source: the annotation of a GenBank genome assembly
AUGGAAGAAGAAGAUGCCGCCGCGGAAUUCGCCUGCAACAGCAGCUCCGAUAAAGCGAGGCACCCAAGUUACCUGAAGAAGGAGGAGAUCAGUGAGCGAAGGCGUCAGCAGCUGCGUGAAAUAGAGGUCAAGGUCGUUCGGUUCCAGGACGAUUUGGAAUCAGGAGCGAUAAAGCGCAACAAAAACUUAACGCUGUCCGAUGAAGUGCAGCGCUACCGCGAGAAACUGCUACAAAAGGUUUGA